Olea europaea var. sylvestris is the source of this 1481-nucleotide messenger RNA. RefSeq names its product heavy metal-associated isoprenylated plant protein 7-like. Bases 217 to 1209 code for a protein of 330 amino acids. NCBI's taxonomy places the organism in Eukaryota, Viridiplantae, Streptophyta, Magnoliopsida, Lamiales, Oleaceae. The record is from RefSeq and is a predicted model, not a curated record. The transcript is spliced from 5 exons. Gene Ontology annotation, molecular function: metal ion binding.
UUAACAUACGCGUCACUCGGUAGGAUUGCCGUAUUGUGCGUCUCUGGAUCUGAUGGCUAAUACAGUCUGCGACUACUACUCACUCUGAAUCUCUCAAGAAGAAACUGUGUGUGUAGAAGAGAUAGAAAACACCCACUGAAGGUGUAUCUGCGUUUUCUAGAAGUUCUUGGCUUUCCAGUUCCAGUCCAUUUGUUACCAAAGGAGAAAAACAGAGCAAUGGGGGAGGAAGAGAAGAGGCCAGAGGAAACGAAGAAGGCUGAGGAGGAAAAGGUGGAGAAAAAAGAAGAACCCACCAAGGAUGAGAAACCAACCGACGGAAAGAAUGAAGAAAACAAUAAUGAGGAAGCCAGAGAGGCGGUGCCGCCACCUCCGCCGCAAGAAAUUAUCUUACGAGUCUACAUGCAUUGUGAAGGAUGUGCCAGAAAAGUUCGCAGAUGCCUUAAGGGCUUUGAUGGGGUGGAGGAUGUUAUGACUGAUUGUAGGACUAGUAGGGUGGUUGUGAAAGGUGAAAAGGCUGAUCCAAUUAAGGUUCUUGAGAGGGUCCAGAGGAAGAGCCACCGGCAAGUAGAUCUUCUCUCUCCAAUCCCGCCGCCACCACCGGCGGCUGAAGAGCCAAAGAAACCUGAAGAAAAGGAGGAGGUCAAAACUGAACAGAAAACAGAGGAGCCUCCUGUGAUUACAGUUGUGUUAAGAGUGUACAUGCAUUGUGAGGCUUGUGCUCAAGAAAUCAGAAAGCGAAUUCAAAGAAUGAAAGGUGUGGAAAGUGCAGAGCCAGACCAAAAGAAGUCAGAAGUAACAGUGAAAGGGGCAUUUGAUCUGGAGAAGCUUGUCGAUUACGUGUACAAGAGGACCGGAAAACAGGCUGUGAUCGUGAAGGUCGAGCCGGCGAAGGAGGAGGAACAAAUGAAAGACAAAAUAGAAGAGAAGAAACCGGCCGAGGGAGGCGAAAAUGAGGCUAAGAAAGGCAAAGAAGGUGGCAAAGAAAACAGUGAUGGGGAUGGGAAUGGGGACGGCGACGGCGGCAAAGAACCACCAGCUAAAGAAGAAGCAGAAGCUGAGGAGCCCAAAAUGGAGUUGAAAAAGAAUGAGUUCUACCAACACUACCCUCAGAACUAUCAAGUUUAUCCUCAAAGGAUUGUCGAAGACAUGUAUUCAUAUCCCCCACAGAUCUUCAGUGAUGAGAAUCCAAAUGCAUGUUCUGUUAUGUAAACGUUGGAGAAGAUGAGGGAUAAAAUAGGGAACAACAUGUCGUGAGGGCACAUGGGUAAGUGUCCUACGGCCAUUCCUCUCUAGACAUCUUGUUGUGCACUUCAAUGUCUUCAUGUGGCCCCGUCUUGGGGUCUCACAGGAUAGCCAUAAAUCUACAGAAGCUGCUAUGGAAUUAUGUGAAGCUUCUGUACCUUUUAAUUUUUUGUUUAUUGCAAUAUUUGUCACAUACUAUGAAUAAUACUAUAAUACUAACAUAUGGAUUAUAUUCUAAA